Messenger RNA from Eimeria mitis, 603 nucleotides. RefSeq lists its product as uncharacterized. The record is from RefSeq and is a predicted model, not a curated record. The transcript is spliced from 4 exons. Bases 1 to 603 code for a protein of 200 amino acids. NCBI's taxonomy places the organism in Eukaryota, Apicomplexa, Conoidasida, Eucoccidiorida, Eimeriidae.
AUGGAAAGAGUAAACCACUGCAGCAGCAGCAGCAGCAGCAGCAGCAGCAGCAGCAGCAGCAGCAGCAGCAGUAGUAGUAGUAGUAGUGCAGCAGCAGCAGCAGCAGUAGUAGCAGCAGUAGCAAUAGCAGCAGCAGCAGUAGCUGCAGCAACAGUAGCAACAGGAGCAGCAGCAGCAGCAGUAGCAGUAGCAACAGCAGCAGUAGCAGCAUUAGCAGCAGGAGCAGCAGCAGCAGGAGCAGUAGCGGGAGAUGCAGCAGGAGAAGCAGCAGCAGCAGCAGCAGCAGUAGCAGUAGCAGUAGCAGCCGCAGCGGUAGGAGCAGCAGCAGGAGCAGCAGCAGUAGCAGCAGCAGCAGUAGCAGCAGCAGCAGUAGCAGCAGCAGCAGGAGAUGCAGCAAGAGCAAUAGCAGCAGCAGCAGCAGCAACUGUAGCAACAGGAGCAGCAGCAGUAGUAGCAGCAGUAGCAGCAGCAGCAGCAGCAGUAGUAGUAGCAGCAGCAGCAGCAGCAGCAGCAGUAGCAGCAGGAGCAGCAGCAGCAGGAGCAGUAGCGGGAGAUGCAGCAGGAGAAGCAGCAGCAGCAGCAGAGAUGCAGCAAGAGCAAUAG